UGAUUUCACAAUGUCAACUCUUUUGCUUUUUAAUGACCUAGCUUAGCUAGCUAGCUAGCUAGCAUAUCCGAUCUCUUUCCAGUUUCCAGGCGGCAUUGCAUACGGUCAGUUGUUUGAGAUUUGAACUUGUGUAUUUUGUUAUUUGAUUUCAUUACAUCGAUGAGUGAAAACACUCUAGCUAAAGAAAUGCAAGAAUGUCGAGAAUACAAGCAUGAGCACGAAGGAGAUCAUGGGGCUGAAAAUGUAGAAAUGUAUUCAGAGGAAAAUGGUAGAGAAAACAAACGGAGUAAGGAUUUGCCAAUUGAUAGACUUAGUGAAUUGCCCGAUAGCUUACUUAUUCACAUCCUCUCUUUUUUGGGUGUGAAGCAUGCUGCUAUGACAAGCUUGCUGGGGAAAAAAUGGCAGUUCCUUUGGGCUGAACUGCCUAAACUUGAAUUCGAAUUCGAUUUCUGGGAUAAAAAUGAGAAGCCUGACAAAAUACUUAAUUUUGUGGAUGGGAUUAAUAAGACUCUUGCUACUCGUAGUGAAAAUUAUCUAGAGAAGUUGAAGGUUGUUUUCAAGUACAGGGAAAGCUUUGCUCCAGAUGUUGAUAACUGGCUAGAGUUUGCCUUGAAAAGUAAGGUGAAACAUGUCCAUUUGAGCAUAAUCUUCAGCGAAGAGUUCUACACUCUUCUUGAGAUGAUGUAUUCCAAUUCAUCAUUGACAUCAUUGUCAUUGCGAGGCUGCAUCUUGGAUCCUACAGGGACAAUACAAUGGUCGUCUUUGACCAAAUUGCAAAUUUCGGAAGUGGAUUUGCCUCAAACUGUAGUUGAAAAGAUAAUAUCAGGUUGUCCAGUUUUGAAUUGUUUGGAACUGAGCGAGUGUUGGGGAUUCACUUGUUUGGACAUCAAUUCUCGAAAUCUAUGUAAACUUUGGGUGCAGGACCCUGAAUUCGAAGAAACGAAACAUUUCCUGCAAAUUUCAGCACCCUAUGUAACAUCUUUGAUUCUUUGGGUGACUCUUGAAGAAACACAGCUGAAGCUAAUAAACAUCUCAUCUGCUGUUGAUAUUUUAUUUUGCUUUACCGGAUUUUUGUCAGAUUUGCCUUCCGAUAAUGUGUUGAGUAAUACGAAGGAGUUUUUUCAAAACAUUCACCACGUCACAAAGCUUCAAGUGGGUCCUGGCCCUGUUAAGGCUUUAGCAGCGCUGGUGUUGGAUGGUUGGCAGCUUCCACAAAAUACGCUAAGGUGUUUGACAAUAGAUAUGGUAAGUCAUUCUGCAGAAACCAUUCCUGGCAUUUUAGGCCUGCUGGAAGCAUCUCCACACCUCGAGAAAUUAUUCAUUGAUUCUAUUGACCCAUAUGCGUUAGAUGAGGAUUGGGUCCCACCUGCAAAGGGUGAUUUGGAUUGUGACUUAUUGCACUUGAAGACAAUUAAAAUGUCUAACUUGGCCAAUCCAAAUCUUGGCGGUGAACCAAUGCUCACAUUGGCACGAAUCUUUCUCAAGAGGGCAACUGCUUUGGAACAGAUGAGGAUUUGGGUUAAUAUUGAUGAUACAAGUGAAUUUAUCAAGAUAGGUCAAACCUUGCUUACAUAUCCGGUUUCCUCACCAAACGCAGUCAUCCUCCUACCUUAGAUUUGUUUUUUUUGUUGUUGUACGUUUUCACAACUAUGUAAAACAUGUAUGGUAGCUAAGCUACAUCUUUUUUUUAUAUAGUCCGCACUUCUAUCAAAUUUCCACCAGAAGAUAUCUUUAGUUGCAUUUGAAUUGAGGUAAUAGAAUGCUUCUUAGUUCUUAUGAAUCACUUUUCUUGUGUUGUCUAA
Cuscuta epithymum is the source of this 1802-nucleotide messenger RNA. The record is from the annotation of a GenBank genome assembly. Lineage: Eukaryota; Viridiplantae; Streptophyta; Magnoliopsida; Solanales; Convolvulaceae.